This is a messenger RNA of Maniola jurtina (meadow brown), 895 nucleotides long. RefSeq names its product probable E3 SUMO-protein ligase RNF212. Gene Ontology annotation, cellular component: synaptonemal complex. Gene Ontology annotation, biological process: homologous chromosome pairing at meiosis; protein sumoylation; reciprocal meiotic recombination. The coding region runs from base 95 to 886 and encodes 263 amino acids. The record is from RefSeq and is a predicted model, not a curated record. Gene Ontology annotation, molecular function: SUMO transferase activity. Lineage: Eukaryota; Metazoa; Arthropoda; Insecta; Lepidoptera; Nymphalidae. The transcript is spliced from 8 exons.
UUGUUAAAUCACAAUGAUUUAUUCAGUAACAUUAAAACAAAAACAUGACAUUAUUGAAAAACUUAAUUAGAUUUUUGUUUAUUUCAAAUUAAAAAUGGAUUGGAUUCAUUGCAAUAAUUGUAUUACUCAAUUAGAACCCGGAAUAACUCUUCAUUUAACGUCAUGUGGUCAUAUGUUUUGCAACAAUUGCCUGAACAAUGGUUUGAAAGAAGGCAUUUGUCUUGUUUGCAAAGUACCAUGUUCUAUUAUGAAACUGGCCCCGGACAUGAAUCAAGAAAUUCAAGAUUAUUUUACAGAUCCCGAUGAUUUAUUGAAAAAAUGCUGUGAAGUUUUAGAAUUUCAAAGACGGCAUAGACGCCGCUUACUUUCUUAUUUGUUACAAUCGACGAAGAAGUUCUACGCCGCAAGGACGGAGCUGAAACGGAUGACGGAGCUCUGUCAGAAACAGCACAAACAAAUAAAAGAGUACCAAAAGAUGUUUAAGAGAAUGGAGACCCAGAACUCUACACUGCCAAGACAAACGUCGCCAUUCAACGUGCCAAUUUCCCCGGGCAACAAUAUCUCUCCCGGAUACAUCCAGUCAACGCCUACCUAUAAGCGACCGGCCAAAAGCACUCCGUAUAGCCAACCGUAUCAGACGAACCUGAUGACCCCGACGCGUUUAAUCAUGCCUCGGUUUGGCAACACGAGCGCGCACAGUCAGAAGUCAAACAACUCUAACAAGAUCUCUUCGACGGUGUUCACUCCGCCUGCGCCUGAGUCGGCCGGGUUAAUCACGAGUCAGGACUUAUUUUUAAGUCAAUCAAGCACGCAGUCAAAUGAUUCAACUCGCUCAUGGAAGCGAUCACCUAUCACCGUACUGCAAUGGGUGCGCCGAAAAAUGUAAUUUUUACGU